UUCCUGCUUUCACUUUGCUGCCGAGCUCAGGCCCUGGAUGGGGGUGGUUGUUCUCCCGGCCCCCCCCCGGCGUUAAAGGUACAAAAGGAGAAGGAGUGUGGGCGUGUGGAGCAGUAAGAGGAGAGCAGCACCCAGCAGCACCUCAGGGCACCCACAGCUCUUCAGAGGUCCAGAGCUGGAGCCAUGGCAGGGGACGGGGAGCUCAGACGUGUCAUCAAGGACCUGCAGAAAACCAUUGCUGAGCUGAAUCGCAGCUACAGGGAGCAGAACCUGCCGGUGACGGAUGGCAGCCGGGAGCUGCACAGCCUCUGUGCCCAGCUGGAAUUCCUCCUGCAGUUUGAUCUCAAGGAGAAGAAGAGCUUUUUUGGGCAGCGCAAGGACUACUGGGACUUCUUGUGCCAGGGCCUGGCACAGCGUCGGCAGGAGCACGAGGGCAUCCGCUUCGUCACCUCGCUGGACAAGCUGAAGACCCCUGUGGGCAGAGGCCGUGCCUUCCUGCGCUACUGCCUGGUGCACCGGCAGCUAGCCGAGUCCCUGCAACUCUGCCUCCUCGACCCCGAGAGCCUGAGUGAGUGGUACUACGCCCGCAGCCCCUUCCUGAGUCCCCAGCGGCGGGCUGAGAUACUGGGCAGCCUGUACGAGCUGGAUGGCAUCUCCUUCCACCUGGCCCUGCACAGGGCUGACCUGGACACUGCCUGGCCCAUGUUCUCUGAGACACUGGUGCGGCCCAGUGUGCUGAAGAUGACCCUGCAGACAGAAGGUAGCAGCACGGGGGUACAUAGAUGUCCUGAUGGCAUCGCCCAGCCAGUUGCAGUGCCCCAUGGGAUGCCAGCCUGUCCCAGCCCACGGGCAGAGGGUGAGGAGGAAGAUGAUGUGGAAGCAGAAGAGAAUGGAGAGGAAGACACGGAGGACAACGAAAAGGAGGAGGACAACGAAAAGGAGGAGGACAUGCCCAGCACUGCUGAAGCACAGUGUAGCACCAACGCGGAUCCCAGCCCGACCCCAACACCCGACCCGGGGCUCACACCCGGCUCCCCAGCCCAUAGUGCGAUGGAGGCAUCCCUGCGAGCACAGGUGUCUCAGCUGCGUGCCGAGCUGGGGCGGCAGGAGGAGGCCUGGCGUGCCCAGCUGGAACGGGAGGAGCGGCAGCACCGGCAGAAAGAGGAGCGCAGCGCCCGGCAGGUCCGGCUGUGGGCCCUUGAGGCCGAGGCGCUGCGGGACACCAACGCCUUCCUCAGCCGAACGCUGGCCGAGGCGGCGGGUGGCCCGGGGGGGCUGGCACAGGCGCAGGAGGAGGCUCGGCGGUGGCGGGAGGUGGCGGAGGAGCGGGCAGCACGCCUGGACGAGGCAAUGGCAGAGGUGGCAAUGCUGACCUCGCGCCUGCAGGAGUGCCAGGCUGCAAUGCAGGCACGGGGACAAACAGAUGCCCCAGCCCAGAUGGCCGCCCUGGAGGAGGUGCUGCGGCGGGCACUGGAGCUCUCCCAUGACCCACUGAUGGACAAUCAGGAAGAGGGGGACCCCAGCACGGCUGCUGGCAUGGCAAUGCAACACGGGAGGAAGCCUUGCAGAGCAGGCAGCAGAUCCAGGCCCUGCAGGAGGAGGUGGUGCGGCUGCAGGAGCAGCUCAGCAGGUGGGGACGGGACAAACUGCAGGGUGCCCUACGUGCUGCAGGGGUUACCCUUGGUGCCCCACUUUGAGCCAGGGGAUGGGCAGGGAGAGAGAUGUGGAGAGGGAGAGAUGGAGUUGGGAAGGGAAGCAGAUAGAAGUUUGGGGAUUGAUGAGUAGGUGAAAGAAUGGAUGCAUCAGUGGGCAGAGGGAUAUGGGAAUUAAUCUGGGUGAGCAGAUGGAGGGGGAGAUAGGGUGAUUUGGGGUGAUUGGAUGGGUAAGCAGAGGGAUGAAGGGAUGAAGAUUGGGUGAGCAGAUGGAGAGGAUGAUGGAUGGAUGGAUGGAUGGAUGGAUGGAUGGAUGGAUGGAUGGAUGGAUGGAUGGAUGAAGGGAUGGAUGAAGGGAUGGAUGAAGGGAUGGAUGAAGGGAUGGAUGAAGGGAUGGAUGAAGGAAUGGAUGAAGGGAUGGAUGAAGGGAUGGAUGGGCAGAAAGACAAAGGGAUGGCUUUGGGGAAGGAUGGAUGGACAGCUAGGGUGGAUGUUAAGAUGGCUGUGAGGAUGGACAGUGGAUGGCUUUAGGAAUGGAUGGAGAAGUGGCCACCAGAGGGACAGGCAGACCUUCUCCCCACUGCCACCCUGGGGCUGGGCUCAAAGGUGCCACACCUGCCCCAAUGCCAGGGCUCGUCAGGACGGGGAGCGCUGGGCAUCAGCCCUGCAGCGGACGCAGCGGGAGGUGCAGGAGCGGGAGGCCAUGCGUGGCGCAGAGCAGGCACGGCAGCAGGAGCUCAUCC
Messenger RNA from Tympanuchus pallidicinctus (lesser prairie-chicken), 2395 nucleotides. It is a transcript of the gene RUFY4, whose product is annotated as RUN and FYVE domain containing 4. Bases 184 to 1785 code for a protein of 533 amino acids. NCBI's taxonomy places the organism in Eukaryota, Metazoa, Chordata, Aves, Galliformes, Phasianidae. Gene Ontology annotation, biological process: plus-end-directed vesicle transport along microtubule; positive regulation of autophagosome maturation. Gene Ontology annotation, cellular component: late endosome; autophagosome; lysosome. The transcript is spliced from 9 exons. The record is from RefSeq and is a predicted model, not a curated record.